AUGGUGAAAGCUAAGCUCACCAUGGCAUUGCUGCUUAGUUUGGGGAAAAGUCUUUUUGCCACUUCAGCAUAUACACUGCCUCAGUACCCUGCACACUGGGCCCUGCCAUCUCAAACAUCGGACAAUAUGGCGACCGGUGAGAGGCGGUCAAAUCUCAGGUUGCUCAGAACGUCGUUGAUUCUGGACCAAGGCGACACACGCAUGACUCGCCAUGGAGACUGCCUCAGACUGUGUACUUACAACGCGAGAACAGUGUCCACAGACGCUGACCUGCAUGCCCUUCUCGGAGCUGCAGAGCGUAUCAAAUAUCACGUGAUUGCUCUGCAGGAGACCAAGUGCAGAAGGAGCGACGUACGACAGAUGAAUGACGGUACACUCGUCAUUCAUGGAGAGAAGGUUCCGUCGCGAAAUGUAGGCGGUGUUGGUUUUGUUGUGCACCCAUCUGUCGUCCAUCUUGUCGAUUCUCACGAGACUCUGUCACCUCGUCUGGCCAUUCUUCGCCUCCGCCCUCUGCGCCAAAAACCCAUCAGUAUCAUCAACUGCUAUUCACCAACAUCAGCAGCUGACGAAUCCGAAUUGGACGCUUUCAACAAGGAGCUGGAGGAAGUAGUCCGCAACGAGAAGUCCUUCUACAAAUUCGUUGUCGGAGACUUCAACGCAAAACUAGGAAAGGCCACAGAAGAGGAAUACAGGAUUGGAAGAUUUGGACUAGGGGACCGGAAUGAAAAUGGCAAUCGUCUCGCCGGGCUGUUGUCCGCCGCUCGCCUCUUUCAUGGGAACUCUCUUUUCAUGAAAAAAGAUCAUCGUCGGUGGACAUGGGAAUCGCCCAAUGGCGCGACUCGUGCGGAGAUCGACCACAUACUCACCAACCGGAGGUGGUGUCUACUUGACGUCUCAGUAGUACCAUCCUUUUGUAGUGGUUCUGAUCACCGUCUCCUUCGUGCGAAAAUACGUCUUAGCCACAAGAUGGAAAAGAACAUCUACUAUCGGCAACGAAGGAGAAAAGAAGUCGUCUACGACGAUUGCGUACUCGAGGACUCCUUGUUCCAAGGUGACUGGCACAUCGAGGAGGACCCAAACGUGGACUACGAGAUGCUGCUCAGAGGAUUACGAGUCUGCGCUGAACGUGCCUUCUAG
This is a messenger RNA of Necator americanus (New World hookworm), 1137 nucleotides long. RefSeq lists its product as uncharacterized. Bases 1 to 1137 code for a protein of 378 amino acids. Gene Ontology annotation, molecular function: catalytic activity. Gene Ontology annotation, biological process: chromatin remodeling. The transcript has a single exon. Lineage: Eukaryota; Metazoa; Nematoda; Chromadorea; Rhabditida; Ancylostomatidae. The record is from RefSeq and is a predicted model, not a curated record. Gene Ontology annotation, cellular component: nucleus.